Cladocopium goreaui is the source of this 2583-nucleotide messenger RNA. The record is from the annotation of a GenBank genome assembly. Lineage: Eukaryota; Dinophyceae; Suessiales; Symbiodiniaceae.
AUGGCAGCCUCCAGUCCCCGAAAACGAGCAGCUGGAGGAACCCGAAAGAAGGUGGCCGCCUUCCUGCGCAGCCUUCGACAAAGUUCGCAGGCAGAGGUCGAGGUGUUGAGCGCAGCAGGGGGAUUGCUCCUUUUGGCGGCCAAGAUGAAACCCAAGGACCAUUCGCAAAGCAUCGUGGCCUUGGGCAAUCGACAGCUCUGGGAGGAGGCCUUGCAGCUCUUGGUAAAGGGUAGCGACCUAGAUGUGAUCUCCUGUAACGCAGGCAUCAGUGCUUGCGUCAAAGUUCAGCAGUGGGAUCAGGCAAUUGCAGUACUCGCCAUGAUGCCGGAAAGGACAGUGGCACCCGAUACGGUCUCUUACAACGCAGCGGUCACAGCGUGUGCUCGAGAGCAGCAGUGGAUGCAGGCCCUGUGGCUCUGGGAGGAAAUGCUUCAAGGUGGAAUGGCAGAUGUGAUCACCUUCAAUGCCGCUUUGAGCGCAUGUGUGAAUCGCUCAGACUUUGCCUUCCAGAUCUUCCAGGAGAUGGAGAUGCGGCAACUGGAUCCGGACCGAGUCAGCUUCAACGCUAUGCUAAGUGCCGCAGGCCAGUGGGAACAGGUCCUGAAGCUCUUGGGAAAGAUGCGGCAUUCCAGGUAUGAACCCGACAACAUCAGCUGCAGCGCAGCUGUGCUGGGCUGUGCGAGAAGUCAAAGCUGGGAAGUGGCGCUCUCCAUUUUCUUUGACCUUGUAAGAGGGGCCGAUAUGGUGGCGUGGAAUUCUGCCUUGAAAGCGGCACCAAACUGGGAGAUGGCAGUGGCUUUGUUGCAGCAAAUGCGAAAGGUCUAUCUGCAGCCUGAUUUGGUGGCAUGUUCGACCGCCAUCUCCAGAUGUGCGGAGGAGACCGACGAGUUCUCAUGGCAGGUGGCUUUGCGACUUCUCCAGCUGUCAGAGGACCGUAACGAGGUCACAUAUGGUGCAGCGGUCACCGUGAUGGCCAAGAGUGCACAAUGGCAACAGGCCAUGGCCCUCUUGGCUGAAGCGCACGACCGUGGAUCCUUGGGAACGGGGACGGUGAAUGCGGCGAUCAACGCGUGUGAGCAAUCCUUACGUUGGCAGCUUGCACUUGUGCUGUUGGAAAGUCUUCUGGAAGGACAGCCCUACCCAGACGAGAUCUCUUAUUGCGCCACCAUUGGUGCGUGUGCUGCUGCGACAGAAUGGGCGAAGGCAUUGGAGCUCUCGAAAGACUUCACCAGCGCAGCCACGCUGAGUGCAGCGAUGGUGGCAUGCGAAGUCCGCGGAGCCUGGGAGCAGGCCCUGGCACUCCUGCAGCAGAUGCAGCACAGCAGUUUAGAAGUCACUGACCUGACCUUUCGAGCAGCAAUGGGCGCAUGCCAUAGCACUGCAGCAAUGCGCUGGGAGCGAUCUGUAGACCUACUGCAAAGAAUGCAGUGCGCAGGACUGCCCCCAGCGACCCUGAGCUAUAACUUUGCAAUCACUGCUUUUGGGCGAGGCAUGGAAUGGGCCCUGGCUCUAACAGCCGGAAGCCGGAUCACGCGAAAACUCACUACGUCCGGAACCUUUGCAACGCUGUCGAGUGCCUGCGAUCGCGGUCUCCAAUGGGCCCGGACAUUGGAAUUGCUCAGAAUCUCCACAGUGGAAGGUCUGCAAUCCAGCAUCAUGAUCUACGGAACUUCGAUCAGUGCACAGGAAAAAGUCAGCCACUGGCGCAUUGGACUUGGUCUCCUUCGAAGCCUGAGACGUCAAGGUCUGGAAGCUGAAGUGGUGACCUGCAACUCAGCCCUGAGUGCCUGUGAGAAGGGCAGUCUUUGGGAAUGGGCCCUUGAGCUUGUCUCCCAGGAGAUGCUCCAGCAAGAUGUUCGCUGUGACGAGAUCAGUUUCAACGCAGCUAUUGGUGCUUGCCGAGAGAACUGGUGCGCUGCCGGACUCUGUUUAGAGGCAAUGCAGUCACAGAGACUGACACCUGAUGUGGUAACUUGUGGACUUCUCAUUCGCUCAGAGGCACAGCAGGUUGCAUGGACCCCGGUACUCAGAGCCCACUUGAGUCAAUCACCAGACGCUCCGGCUCCGCGCCGUCAAGUGGAGGCUCUAGAAUUACUGGAGGCGAUAGAUGGGCUACCUGAUGCAGCAAUCUGCAGCUUCAAAGACGCCACAUAUCAGCCGAGCGUGUAUCCAGCCUUGAAGGAGCUCAUUCUGAAGCCAGCCGAGUCAGGUGCAAGGCGUUGGCAAUCGCCUGCCUUGGAGCAGCAGUUUUCCCUGGGGAAGAAAUUCACUGCGCGUGCCUUGCAGGAUAGCGGUAUCUCAGAUGUCUCCACAGAGUGGAUCAGCACUGCACGCAGAGCUGCUUGGACUGUGUUGGCUUCGACAGAAUCUCCUGCUGUGGCUGCUAUGGAGCCUGUAGCUGCAGCCAUUGCCGCCUGGGUAUCGCAGACCCUUCGACGCAAGCUGCCUAGCAGUUGGACUGGGGGCUUUGGCGCUGCCAAGGCUGGCAGUCCCUUGCCAAUCUUCGUAGAACAUGAUCGCUCGCAACACGCAGAGCGUGGUCUUCUGCAAGCACUGCUGAGAGGGGUGACAUGCGAAAGCUGA